GACCCAGAUUGCAGUAGACUUGCCAGAUACUCAAUUCCAACAGAAACAGGGUAUAAUGACAGAUAGGAAAACCAAACACCAAGAUCAGGCUUAUUACAACAGCUUUCCCAAGUUCUUCAUAUCCCAAACCUCCCCUUUUCUCUCCGCAUCUUGUUUCAUCUUCAACGUCGCCCAAAAGGCCGGCAUCAUCGCACCCAUUAUGCUCCUCUGCUCUUCCCACUCCAUUUCCUGCGCGGUAGUGACAUGCCCGACAUACACUCCCAGCGGGUGCAGUCUAGAAAUCGGCCACAAGUCAUGCACAGGAACCACCUUGUCGAUUAACAACGGAUAGACCUCGCC
Periconia digitata is the source of this 339-nucleotide messenger RNA. NCBI's taxonomy places the organism in Eukaryota, Fungi, Ascomycota, Dothideomycetes, Pleosporales, Periconiaceae. The record is from the annotation of a GenBank genome assembly.